Molecule: messenger RNA, 1316 nt
Organism: Suillus clintonianus
Lineage: Eukaryota; Fungi; Basidiomycota; Agaricomycetes; Boletales; Suillaceae
Product: kinase-like domain-containing protein
Exons: 7
Coding region: 233-1222 (329 amino acids)
Biological process (GO): protein phosphorylation
Molecular function (GO): ATP binding; protein kinase activity
Source: RefSeq, a predicted model, not a curated record
AUUCGCAGGAUUUCUGCAAGAGUCACUAGUUCAAUUCCGUCGCCCAGCGGAGUCUGGAAGUAAUAGUGCUCCCCCUUAUGGAGGCGCCAGCAACCAAAAUUCCGAUGUUCAGAAUGUGAAUGAAUAUUCCGUCGUCAGUCGGGAUAUUGGCACCAGUGGACAGAGCUCGCAGGCUGGUGUUGACACGACCACGCAAGCUAGUGCCGACACGAACUCACAGGCUGGUCCUGACAUGAGCUCGCAGUCUGGUCCUGACAUGAGCACGUCAGCUAGCGCUAAUAUGAGCACGCAGGCUGAUUCUGACAUGAGCAUGGGUCUUGUUUUGAAAAACAUCCAAGAUUUUGUGGGCGAUCUAGUCAACCAGAUUGAACGGCUUCAUGAGUUUCCAGUAUCGAGCGGAAAAUACGGUGAAAUCUGGCAAUGCCAGCUCCGCGUGGAAUCGGAAAAAGUGCAGGUUGCUGUCAAAUCGAUGAGACUACCCAACGUAUCACAGCCACGUAUCCGACAAAUGCUACUCAAGGAGUAUUAUGUCUGGCUCAAGCUUAAACAUACCAACAUCGUUCGCUUCUAUGGCAUGACCUCCACUUUCUGUGUCCAUCCGGCCAUGGUUACCGCGUGGAUGCGCAAUGGAACUCUAACCGAAUAUUUAGCCCAACAAUACUCAUAUCUUAAACCGCGGGAUAGGUUUUGCCUGAUCAAUGAUGUAGCAAGUGGACUUUGUUACCUUCACUCAAACAAUAUUAUACACGGUGAUCUAACUGGGUCCAGCGUGUUUAUUGAUGAGAGCGGGAGGGCUUGUUUGGCUGAUUAUGGCCUUGCGUUCAUAAAUGAAUUUUCGGCUAUGAAUAUGACGGCAUCUACAACGGAUACCCAUCAUGGUCCCAACGCGGCAAGAUGGACUGCUCCUGAGUUGGUUCUGGAGGAUUCGGAUUCCUUCGUUCGGCCCACGAUGUCAAGCGAUAUUUAUUCAUUUGGUUGUAUUAUGCUUCAAAUACUGGUGGGGCAGCUGCCCUAUUGGUGGGCCAGGUCGAGCACCCAGGUAAUCCUGGCAAUGGCACAUAAAAUGCUACCGAUACGGGAUGACCCCAACGUUCCCAGGCUCCACGAACACCAUGUACUAUUUCUCAAAAGAUGCUGGGGGCCCGAUCCUCACUCCCGCCCAUCAAGUGCGGAUGCCGCUAAAUUUGUGGCUGCAGAGCUUCGCAAAUUCCACGAGUCAUAGUACCGAGAGUGCUCCGUUGAAUAGCGGUAUGAAGGAGUUCGCUGUGGUGGUGGAACCUUCGGGUCUUUGAUUCAGAUAAUGCUAUUAUUUUACU